UAGGGUGAACAAACAUAUUCCUCAUAAUUGAAAAUGAUAAGUAUUUUAAGCAAGAUGAGGUUGUAGGUUUUACUAAAUGACUCUCACAGUAUGGUGAAAAGCAUCUUCAAAGCCGUUUUUUGCAUAUGGUAUAUUUUAAUUGUUUCAGGCAUUUUUGUUCCACUGUUUACCUAAAACUCCCACGAAACAGAAAUUAGCAAUAAGUCAGUCCCUAACCCUAACUGUGUAAUUAAAAGUCUUAUUAUAAAAGGAGAGCAGAUUUGGGGGGAAAGAGAGAAAGAAGAGAGAAGCAAAUGUGGAAAUUAAUUAUUAGAUCUGUGGAAAGUUUUGAAUGGGUGUUUUGCUUUGAUCAAGAUUGUACAACACUCUCCUUCAAAUUUCCUCAGCAAAUCAAUGUUCUAUCUUGUCCUUCACUUUAGAAGAAAAGCUGCUAUAAAUGCAGAAUGCAUAUACCAAAACCUCUUCCAACUUUACAAUUUCCAGACAAGGCCUUGGAGCAAAUUGAAAUGCUCGUUGAGCAUAUUUGUGUCACCUCUGUGAAGCAAACCAAGUGGUCUCUAUUGUGGAAAAUGCCUCCUCAAGGGCUGCCGGUCCGCAGCGUGGAUUAUAACCGAGGCACUGACAACAUCACGGUGAGGCAGGGAGACACAGCUAUCCUCAGGUGUUUUAUAGAAGACAAAAGCUCCAAGGUGGCCUGGUUAAAUCGUUCUGGUAUCAUUUUUGCUGGUCAGGACAAGUGGUCUCUGGACCCUCGAGUAGAGCUCCAGCAGCUUUCUCUUCUGGAAUACAGCCUUCGGAUCCAGAAAGUGGAUAUCUAUGAUGAAGGGUCAUAUACAUGCUCAGUCCAAACGCUGCACCAUCCCAAGACUUCUCAAGUUUAUUUGAUUGUUCAAGUUCCACCAAAGAUCUCCAACAUAUCUUCAGAUGUCACUGUGAAUGAAGGAAGUAAUGUGACCUUAGUGUGUAUGGCAAAUGGACGUCCUGAACCUGUCAUCACCUGGAGGCACCUCACCCCAACAGGCAGAGAAUUUGAAGGUGAAGAAGAGUUCCUGGAGAUCCUGGGAAUAACACGAGAGCAGUCAGGCAAAUAUGAGUGCAAAGCUGCAAAUGAGGUUUCCACAGCAGAUGUGAAGCAAGUCCGAGUCACUGUGAAUUACCCGCCAACUAUCACGGAAUCCAAGAGCAAUGUAUCUGCUACAGGGCGGCCAGUUUCACUUAAGUGUGCAGCGUCUGCUGUGCCUACGCCUGAUUUUGAAUGGUACAGAGAUGACACUAGGAUAAAUAGUGCCAAUGGUCUGGAGAUCAGGAGCAUAGGGAGCCAGUCCUUCCUGACAGUGACCAAUGUCACUGAAGAACAUUAUGGCAACUAUACCUGUGUCGCUACCAACAAACUGGGAAUCACAAAUGCUAGCCUAUUUCUUUACAAGAAAAUAUUACCCACACUCCCCAAUAUUUUUCCAGGACCUGGUACAGGAAUUGCAGGCAAUGGAUCAAUGUGUCUGACCGUACCACUGUGGCUGUUGGCAGUGUCCCUGUUCUGCCUACUCAGUAAAUGUUAAUAACAGCUGAAAUAAAAACCCAGAAACAUCAAGAACAACACACAAAGCAAAAGAAAAAAAAAUGUCAUACAGGAGACAGAGCAAGAGAGAGUGGGGGGGAGGGAAAGGACAACUUCUUUCACAACUUUUGUGUGUGCUGCAACAAAGGGAAGAAAUUUCAGUGAAAGAAGAAUCAGCCACAUUUAUUCUAACAACUGUCAAGCCACUGACCAUCCGGAAGUAUUGAAGACAGAUUAUCACACAAUGAAGGCUGAAUUCUGCUAAGGAUGCUGAGAUGCUGUAAAAAGAAACAAUGAAAUUUCACUUUAUUAUCUCCAUUCUCUCAUAUCAUUUUCUCCUCUCUCUUUCCCUCUUAUUUCCCUCCUUCCCUCCCUCCCUCCUUCAAUGAAAGAAAUGGCCUUUGCUUUGAUGUUGAUAGCCAUACUCUUUUAAUUGGCUUGGUAAUUUCUUAAACUGAUAUUUAGCUUUUUCAGAUACCUGUAAAGAAUGAUACAGAGUUCUCUAGCAUACUGGUGUCCCAUGAAGAAACUCCGCACAGCCCUUACCUCACUGUCUCUCCCUUAGGCUGUCCAAUAUAUUUUGGGUAUCUUAGCCCUCGAUGCUUUGGGGAUGAUAAAAUAGAGAAAUUUUACUCAUCUGCCCUCUUGUUCUUGCCGGUCUCCCUGUCUUCUUUUCUCUCUCUCUCUCUUUCCCUCUCUCUCUCUCCCCCUCUCCCUCUCUUUCUCCCACUCUCUCAUGUAUGUAUGAGCGCAUGUUUCUGUGUAUGUAUGUAGGCAUCUCUCUCUCUCUCUCUCUCCCCUCUCUCCCUCCCCCCCCCUCUCAAAAGCAUGCAAAGAAAACAGCCCCUGUGUACAUAAACUCAUCUCUGUAGAUAAUGGCUUGCAUUGCACAUGAGGAUGACUGUUUCGCUUGGAUGUGAAUUCUGGGUGAUAAGGAGAUACACAAUGGUUUUCACAAAAGAAUUUGUUUUGACUUCUUCCUGCAAUCCCAGUUUUAGAAUCUAAAAUUUAGAGCACAUCCUUGGGUUUCUCCUGUUAAAUCUGAAUAGCAAUCAAGUAUAAUCUGUAUGUUACCCUCAUUGCUCUUCAAUUUUCCUUUGUCUACCUAGCCAUAGAUAGGGCCAAAGAUUCUGAGCCUCAAGGAGUCUGUAGAUUUAAUUACCCUUGAGCAUGUUCAAUCUUGACUGAAUGAGGAUCACACAGGAACAAUUGUAGCUAUAAGAAUCCAUUGUCCAAAUCCCCAUUCCAUUCACUGGAGAGAGAGGGAGUUGCAAGAUCAGCAAAAGUGGUUCAGUCUAUACCCUGUAUCAACUAGAUGCGGACUUAAAGAAUUGAUCAAAAUAAAUAUGUAAUGGGGUCCAGAAUUUCCAGGAAGUUAGAGAAAUAUGGACAGGGUAGACAGCACAUGUUAACAUAUAUGUUACAUAAUAGUAGAACAGUAUAUAUAAGGCCAGAGGUUCUGUCAUGGGACAAUGAGAAAAGAUAAUUAAGUUGCAAUCAUUGGUUGGAGAAGAGCAACAAAGUAUAUCACUUAUAGGUUAUAUCUAAUUGUACUUCAAGGAUAUAUAUAUAUAUAUAUAUUCCUAUUUUGUCCAGCCCGUAAAUUAUAUAUAUUAUGGCUGUUUAUUGUAAAUCCUUGAAAUUGAUUCUGCAGUCAUUUACUAUCCUUUACUUGCAUUAGAAGCCAUCUUUUCUAUGCUUGGACAGGGUCAUAUCAGGCAGUCCCUCUUGCUGAGGGAUGGCUUUUGAGAAUACCUGUCACAGAAUGCGCAAAAGAAAAAGGCAAAUCUCUGAAUGGAAAAAUAAAUAAUUUUUUGCCAUAAAGAUGUUUAUCUUGCAACUGUUCUAAUGGAUUAACCUGUGGCUACAAUUAUUCUAAUUAGGGAUGUGUGAAUCUCUAAAAUUCUUGCCUUCUUAAAAUCCAACUUUGUAAAUUAAUAUUCCGGGCCAGCAAUCUUUUUUCUACAGAUUAAAAAAAAAUCAUAGGAAAUUUUGUAUGCAUAUUUGCAACAUAUCAUAAUAUAGAGAGGCCUUAUAUGGAUUUGCCCAAAUUUAUGUAAUGAGUCAAAAACUUUUUUUAAAAAUGUGAAUCACUGUGUUUCUUUCCUUGAGAGCUAAAUUCCCUAAUGCAGAAUUUUAAAAUACAAAGUUUCUGGAGUAAUCUCUUUAAACACCCUAAUGCUGUGUAUGUGUAACUUUAAGUAUCUGUACUUUUUUUUUUUUUAGAAUUUAUGUAGGAAGGCAAAAGCUAGCAGAGCCUAGUUUUAAUCCUACUAUAAAGUGUGAUGGGAAUGGAACAUUCAAAUUCACUUUUCGAAUUGAUGUUGUGAUGUUUUUCUCUCCCUUACACUGGUCCCUGUGCCUGGUCAAUUUUCAUAAGGAAGUUAUUUUCUUCCUUUAAUAAGGUAGUGGGAAAACCUGUCCCAACCUCAGGAUGGUGAAUUAUACUCUACACCAACAUACAUAACCAUCAUACAACAACGAAGAAUGCUUAUAACUAUGCUAAAGUAAAUGUAAUUUUGCAACAACAAUAAAAAAAAUUAACGUGCCAACAUUUUGAUUUUACAUCCUUUAAGAAGCCAGAAAGAUUUUAAAAGCCAUCUCCUAAAUCAUGAUAAGGUUAGUUUAAAAAGAAAAUCAUUGCUAGUUGAAUAAGAAUCUAUUUAUAUGCUAUUUACCUAUUUUAUAGGAACAGCCUUUUUAUACUGUGGUUAACUUCAAGGAUUCUUUUCUUUGUCAAGCCAAGUCUGUAAGGGUGGGGAAUCUGUUCAUUCCUGAUGUGAGUUAGAAAGUUGUCUUUCAAGCCAGGCUUACCCUGGUUUGUCUCACUUAUUACCUCACAUUGGUUUGUUACUGAAAAUUGUGUAUACAUCAGUAGUUGGUUCCACUUACCUUCGCUACCAGUUCAGAAUUGGAAACGCGCACACGCAUGGCACUUCUGCGCAUGUGCAGAACCUUUUGCACAUGCACAGAACAUCCAUCAUGACGUCUGGGACAGUGGGCAGAGCCUCCCACGGCCGCCACUACCAGUUCACUGAAACCAGGGUGAACCGGUAGAAACACACCACUGGUACAUAUGGAUUUAAACAAAUCACAUGCCUGUCAUCUACUUUACAGAAAGAACAAGCUGAGUUAAUUAAAGUUAUAUAAUAGUCUUGACCCUAUUUUUUUUUAAAGAAAGCAGGGAGGCAGCAACUUAAACCCUAACCGUUAACCUAAUUCAGUGAGGAAAUUAAUUAUAUGCCAAAUAUCUAAAGAUAAAUGACUAUAAUCAUGAUUUAUAAUAUCAAAUCCAGAAUUAAUGUAUCAGGCUUAAUGCUAAGUACCCAUUUGACUAGCUUCACAAGUGCAAUUUGCUAUGCAGUCCCAAUUUGUUCAUUAAAAAUUAUUAGAUUUUCCUUUGGGCAACUGUUGGUUCUUUUCUAGGGCUUAUCUAUAUGUAGCGAGAAGACACCCUAAUAUUUCUCAUGGAUAUAUUUUCACAAUAUAAUCUCCAUCUUAUUCCAAGCUUGCUGCUGUGGCAGGUUAAAGGAAAUCUAAGAGGUCCUGGCAUGAAAGGUUCCAAAGGUUUUUGCUAGCAUUACAGUGCAGGAUCUUCUUUGCAGAUAAUUAUACGAGGUGGCUGAUCACCUCUGUUCCAGUUGAUCCGGCAAGUCUGCGGGGCGGGGAGGGAGGAUUACCCAAUGCAUCUGGUUGCUGGGCUCUGUAUUUCCACGGGUUUUCAGCUAGAGCUGCUUCACUUGUUCACCCUAUUUCUUUGGAGGCAGUUCACAGUGGGAAAUAUCAACCUCAGACUGAGUGCCCGAUCUGCCAUGAGUGCAAUAUUUGCAUUGAUAAUAUUGGUGCAUGUUAGAAAAAGCAAUUGCAGAAUUUUUCUUCCAGGGUAUUGGAAGACUUGCAUAGCAAGGCUUGAAAAGUAAAGAAUGGUUUAUCUGUUUUUUAAAUUGUGGGGGGGGUAUAUUUUUUUUAAUUGUAGCCACAGGAAUAUAGAACUAUUUUCCCUGAUUUUCCGUUCUAGUAAGAAGAGAAGCUCCCUUUUCCAAUGUGAGCCACCUUUUUUGCAACUAAAAUAAAAUACCUCUGAAACAAUGAAAUCCAAACUGAACUCCACACCACCAUACAAUAAGGACAGAAAUUGGGCUUUCCUGCUACUGGGUGAUGUUGGAAUAGGAAGGAAAAAGACCUCUAGGAACCCAACUGCUCCACAUUACAUUCUGUGAGAGGAGCAAUCUUAUUGCUAAAUUGCAGAAAAAGGGAAGCUGUGGGGGAAGCCCCUUUUAUACAUUCUUCCCAUCCUUGAUAUGGAAGAAAAGCACCUGGUUUUUUGGGGGGGGGGGUUUAUGCACUUAGGUUCUUCUUUUCUUUUAAUGAACACUGACCCCAUAAAGAGCUCCUGGUUCCAUGCCAGUACUGCAGAGCAGUUGUUCUUUGAUGAACAACACAGCAACUUCUCUUCCUUCUGUUUUAGCUAUUCCUUUUUGCAGAGUUCUGCAAUAUGGAGAUUACUCUUGCAAUCAAGGAAGCAGACAGACAGAUUUCCCAGUGCUAUUUCUCAGAGCUUAGAAUUUACUAUUGGAUAGUUAAUAUUCUAUAAAAGCAGGAAUUAGGGAAGGGAAGGGUGAAAGAUAUGGGCAAGAAUGAGAGAGGAAAAAAGAGGGAACACAACAUACAAACACACACACACACACACACAAACAUUCCUUCUUAGAAGCUGCCUAACAUUGUAGUAGCUAUGCCUAACAUUUGCAGUUGGAUAAUACACAAAUGUAUAAAAGAAUCUUCUCCAUACCAGAGGUGGGUUUCAGCAGGUUCUGACCAGUUCUGGAGAACCAGUAGCGGAAAUUUUGAGUAGUUCAGAGAAUUGGUAAAUACCAUCUCUGACUGGCCAAGUCCCCAUCUAUUCUCUGCCUCCUGAGUCCCAGCUGAUCGGGAGGAAAUGGGGAUUUUGCAGUAACCUUCCCUUGGAGUGGGGAGGGAAUGGAGAUUUUAUAGUAUCCUUCCCCUGCCAUGCCACCAAGCCAUGCCCACGAAUCUAUGCCAUGCCCACCAAGCCACACCCACAGAACCGAUAGUAAAAAAAUUUGAAACCCACCACUGCCCCAUACCUCCUCCUAUAUAAAGAGUCUUGAAACAGCAAAUAAGAUGCUUUCUUGGCAAUUUCAAGAAUCUUGGUUUUUUGUUCAAUAAGGCCAUUAAUGAUCAACAACUUUUCAAAUAUCUUUGAAAAUACUUUUCAAAUAUCUUUGAAAAAGCCUUUCUCACAUGGAUAUCCACCAAUUCUUCAGGAAGUAUAUUUACUAACAUUCCCACUACUCAUUAGCUAUAGUAUCUAGAAUUCUGAUAUUUAUCCCAGAACAUCUAAGGGACCUAUGUGCUGAGUUUCAAGGAAGCACCAAUGUUUGAAAAGCAUUUCUGUUAUCACAUUACCCGAUCGAUUGUUCAGCUGAUUCAGCAGUCCACUAAUUCUUCAGCUAGCAUUUUCAAAGAGUUUUGGAAUGUACAUGUAGAAAGGUGAUCAAGUAGAAAGACACUGAAUUUGGGCUAAGCCUAACCAAGCCAGCAAGCAUUCAUUUUUCUGUGAUUUGCAAACUCUUAAAAGUUUGUUCAUUUGUGCCUUCUGCAGGAUGCUAGAAUAAUUAGAGUAAGUAUUUUCAGAGAUAUAAUUAACUGUAGCAAGUGGGAAUCUAGACCUAAAGGAGUUCUGACAGAUUGAUUGUGAAAGGGUGUAAAAUUUCAGUUUAUUCUCUUUUGUAUAAAAACAUACCAACAUUUGCAAUUUUUUUAAUGAAAAGGAAGAAAGGAAUUUCAAGACUGAAAAUAAAUUGAAGGUAGGGUAAAGAAAUACUUCUUCCCAACAGCUCUUUGUUAAAUUAAAUAUGCAUAUAAACUCCACAGUGGAAAAAACUAGGGGAUGUAAUUUUCAGUAGAAAAAUGAUGGACAGAGAAGAGAAUUGCUAAGCAACUUCUGUGUCUCUUCUACAAGUAGCUUCUUUCCUGAAACUUCUUUUCCAUACAAUCAGAAGUAUGUUAUAUACAUGUGACUAUUAAAUAUACUUCUACAUGAGCUUACUUCAGAAAUUUGCCAAUAUGUUCUGCUUCCAGAACAUUUUUUAAGCUGAAACCCAUAAUUUUGAAUAAAAUAUAGAGAAGUUUCAAGAAACAAGACAAAAUUGGGAAAUUGGAAAAUUGGUAAAUAAGAAACUCCUCCUACCCUUUUCUGAUAACUUCUUCCCACCUUUCAUCAGCAGCAAGGUGACUGCAUUUAUAUUGUAAUGGAUUUUUAGGGAAGUACAGUACAUGAAGGAAAAGCCAUUGAAAUUAUGAUUAAAAGCCCAUAUCUCUGUUUACCUUAUGUGAGUUUCCCUUCAUCCAUUUGGGUUCCUUAGGAGAUAAUUUCCACUGGGGAAGGGAAAAAGAGGGCUUUGAACUUUUUAAGAUUGAUGGAUUAAGCACUUUUCUCACUUUUCAUUCUAAUUAAACUGUUCUAAUAGAUGCCAAUUUUUCACACACAGUUCCAAUUCAUGAAAUAAAAUUUUUCUUACAAAUCUAUAUCCUUUUUUAUUUUAUCUUUUUGGGUGUGAUGAUAAUAAUGGAGAGAGCUUUCACAAUGAGAGCUGGGAGAAAGAAAGAGAGUGAGUGAGUGAGAGAGAGAGAGAGAGAGAGAGAGAGAGAGAGAGAGAGAGAGAUUAGCACUGAGGCCUGGCCUCUAUUAACACCGUUACUACUUUUCCUGUUUAUUUGUUCCUGGUAGAGGAUUUGCUCCUUCAAAUGCCAUAAAUGUGGCCUUUUGAGGAAGCCUUUAUGUAAUAAGGCCACAAUUAAUAUUAGUAUUUUUCAGGGUAUGAGACUUUGUAAUUGUAUUGUGAAAUAUAUUUCUAUGAGGCCAUUUUAUUAAUUUUAAACUGGAGGUAAAAUUCAGUUGUUGAAUUUUUUUCCAACUCAAAACUUAAUUGUGUACAUAGGCUUUCAGCUCUGUUUCCUAUGGCUAUGAACCUGUACUCUUACUAGGAUGCGAAUACAGCUGAAUUAAAUGUAUCAUAUUUAAAAGCAUAGAUUGUAUGUCCGUAACUGGCACUGUAUUUACUUGAAAGGAGAGUAGAUUUCCACCUCCACCAGCCAAAUAAUUUGUAAUGACACAACAUACAUUAGCAGAGAAAUUCAGACAUAUCAAUUUUCUUUCUAAUUUCCUUGGAGGUGGGACAUCAUCUUUAAUUCAGAACUGUCUUCCUUUAUGGUAAAUAAUAGUUGCUUAAAAAUGAGAGAUCCAGUAAUAUUCAUUAGGAUAAUUACAUAUUCUGCAAAUAAGUGCAGAAGCUUGACAGGGAUCCCACUCUCUGCUCUUAAUAAACUAAAUAAUACAAUGCUAACUCAUCCUGGCAGAUAAAUUGGCAAUUUAAGGAAAUCCAGAAGAAAGGGAAAUAUUUGUGGAAAAAAGAAAGAAAUAUAGGUAGGAAGAUUUGAAUGAACAAAAAUGUGUUGUGAUAAAUUUGUUGCUUCAAGAUUGACUAAUUAUCAUAAGAGGCAAAGGUAAACUGCAAGAAUCACAGUCAAUCAAAUAUGGAUGGUAUAUCAUAACCACUAAGGUAUCUCUAGAAAUGUGUGGAUGUAUUGAUUGCAAACAACACUAAGACUUGUUCCCAUAUGUGAUCUGGGGCUGACAAUGGUUUCUAUAAUAAAUUAUGCUCCUGUUCUGAGUAGUUGCAUCUCCCAUCAUUUGGCAAAUACUUGUAGAAUGUGAGCAUAGUCUUGCAUUUAAACAUUUGGAAAGGCAUCAAGAUCGUCUCCCUGUGUUGUCUCUGUUACUUGCCUUGUUUUUUGUCAAUGCCAUAUUUGUCACUUAGCUUUACUGUGGUAGAUCCAUUUGAAAAUGUUGGUCUGAAUGCACUGGUUUACUAUAUUAUUAUUAUUUAGUUUUCCUGAUAAACAUUGUACUAUUGGCUGCAUUUUCUCUCUUCUUUUUUUUUUUUUUAGCAAAAAGAAGACUAAACACUUAUGCUUUUUAAAGUAUACUUGUAAAAUAACAAAAUAGCAACAGGGUUUUCCUUAAGCAGAAUAAGGUGAACUGAAACAAGUAGGGCAAAACUUCAGAAUGAAGCAGAGGAAUAUAAAUCAUAUUCCUAGAUAUUUUAUUGCUGACUCAUGACGAGACUUUAGUCAAUAUUUCUAUUUAAUGGCCAAGCUUCUCUCUGUGUAAUGGGGAUGUACACUGAGGCACUUUACAGGAAAAAAAAUGCAUGCAAAUUACAGUUUUGUAAAGUUUUUAGCAAUCUAUUAAUAAGAUAUCCAUGGAUGGUAUUUGAUUUGAAAGAAUAAUAAUUAUUCAGUUUUGGGCUAUUCAUUAGAGAUUCAGAUCCAGUCUUUGUGCUUCCUUGAAAGAUUCUGUACACCCUUAGAUUUUAUUGGCUCCUUUUGCUUAUUGUUGAUGUCAAGAGGGUUUGGAGAGAGUCAAAAAGAGUGAGUAAAUGUACAAUGAUACUUCAAUGACACAUUCGUGUGAAGAUGUUUAUAUACUCUGUUUGCACUCUUCCUCUUUAUGCUGCCCUGUCUCUCUUUUUCCCUGCACUGCUCUAAAAAGCUACAGCUUCUCACCAUGUCUGGGUGGUGAAUUCAGAAGAGGAUAUCAGUUUCUUGAGACUGUAGGUGUAAUUGUGUUUGAUUGAUGGAAGUUUAACAUUUAGUGUCAUAUAAGCAAAAUACAAAAAAAUGUAUUUCUUCUACAAGUUUGUAAAUAUUAUGAAAGUGAAA
Molecule: messenger RNA, 10303 nt
Organism: Pantherophis guttatus
Lineage: Eukaryota; Metazoa; Chordata; Lepidosauria; Squamata; Colubridae
Gene: LSAMP
Product: limbic system associated membrane protein
Source: RefSeq, a predicted model, not a curated record